UUUUGUUUUGUUCCAUUGGCUGGUCAAAAUAAUCACGGGAAUUAAUUUACAUCGUGAUGUUUCGAGAUGGACAGUAUCUGGAGGUCAUCAAGAUUUCGGAGAAUUGCACGGCCACAGCCAUCAUAACAAUCAAACAAAAAUCAGUGGAAAUUAAUGGAAAAAGAAUUUCUACGAACAAGUGGUUGAGUUUAGAGGAUUGGUCCUCUUUGUAUAAAAUAAUUCAACGGGCUGGACUAAGGAAUAGUAAAAUAUCUCAUGAAAAUAAUGAAAGGAAAAGCUUGGAGAGGAGGAAAUCCACUCGAGGAAUGGAUGUCAUCUACUCUUACGAGGCCCCAAAGGACCCCACAUCCCUCCCCACGAUAAAAGCCAGGGUGUCACCAGCAAAACGUCGUCACGACGAGAAGUCCUCCAAAGUUGAUAAAACAAAAUCAGAAAAUAUUUCCAAGUGUCCUGAUCAGAAAGACAGUCCUCAACCAAGAGUGAGAGGUUCAAUGGAGAGGAAUGACGAGGAAUACGUGCCUCCAGACAUCGAGAACAGUCAGAGCUCACAAAAGGACCUGCAGUACGUCCCCAGCAGAAAAAGUCUCCUGAAACAGAUGAGAUCAGAUACCCCAGGGGAAUCCUCACCGAAUACCCCUGAAAUAUCUUCGAAAAAUGCUUACGUUCCAAAUGCAGUGAAAAAAAAAUCGAAGCACGAGAUGUACGAGCCCUCUGGGACAUCCUCUCUAUCUCCAGGUAUCACUGAAGCUUAUGUGCCAACUUCUAAGGGCUGUCCUGUCAACUGUGAUGAGUACACCCCGACCUCAGGCUCGAAAUUGACGGAAGAAACUGCUUAUGUACCCAAUCCAAUUGCCAGUUUGGAGAGUGAACCCAAGCACGAGAUGUAUGAACCCUGGGAAGGAGGUCUCCUGUCCUUAGAGGUCACUGAAGCCUAUGUCCCCAGCUCCAUGGGCUCCAGCACAACUAUUGAAGAGUAUCAACCCGAUUUUUCAACUAUGAGUGUAAAUUCCAAUGUCACUUACAUUCCUUCUGCUACGAAACGCAAGGCCGAGGACAACUGUGAGGGAAAUGACAAGAAGUGCAGGGAGGAGAUGAAGGACAGGAGAAAAUACUCCUCGAGUAGGAAAAAAGGUGCGGUGAACACUGGGGGCAAAAGAGAACUUUAGUAAUUAUAUGGUUGUGAGAUGAAUUCAGGUGUCAAGUGGUGGACUGAGAUAAUUUCGAUUUGAAAUUCCUAUUGGUUAUCCGGUUAUGGAGACAAUUAUCGAUUUCCUCGUAGAAUGAAUAGUUAACGAAGAGGGGAUCGAUGCAUUUGAGGUAUUUUUGGAUUAUUAACAAUAGAUCCUGUGAUUUUCAGCUUCAUUUUAAUCUCAUGGUGUAGAAUAUUAUUUUUCCAGAUA
Messenger RNA from Fopius arisanus, 1400 nucleotides. RefSeq lists its product as uncharacterized. The transcript is spliced from 3 exons. The coding region runs from base 57 to 1166 and encodes 369 amino acids. The record is from RefSeq and is a predicted model, not a curated record. Lineage: Eukaryota; Metazoa; Arthropoda; Insecta; Hymenoptera; Braconidae.